AUGGUGCGAGUUAAAGACGGCCAAAAGGCCAAGGCUCAAUUGAGCGCGGAUGACAGCUAUGACCGGUACCGGGGAUUUCAAUGGCGGCCGUUGUUGCUGCUGGUUGCGGCCGUUGGUCUCGGAAUGGCACUGAAAGACGACUUUUCCAGACCAGACCGAUACCUGUUCUCUCUGGUUCCCUCGUCUUUUCUCUCAUUGGAUCAGCGUGUCGCAAGGAUCAUGGCCGGGACCCCUCUAAUAGACGGACAUGAUGAUUUGGCAUGGAGUAUACGCUCGCACUUCCAGAACCACAUCUACGACCAGGACUUCCGCUCGCGGUUCGAAGGCGGUGGGAUGCCGGACCAUAACGACUUGGCCCGGCUGAAGGAGGGCGGGCAGGGCGGGUUCUUCUGGAGCUGCUGGGUCGAAUGUCCGGCCGACGGAUUCGACUUUUCUAAUGAAAAUUACGCUUCCACCGUCGUCCUCGCACUUUCACAAAUCGACCUCAUCCAUCGCUUGCAGGCCGCCCAUCCAGACGUCUUUUCUCCCGCCACGCUCGACAGCACCGCAGCCCUGAAGGCUUUCAGGCGUCACGGCAAGCUGCUCUCCCCAAUCGGGCUCGAGGGACUGCACAUGAUCGGCAGGAAUGCCUCCAUGCUGCGUCUCUACCACAGCCUCGGAGCCAGAUAUGUCACCUUGACGCACAAUUGCCACAACGCCUUUGCAGACGCUGCGCAGCUGGCGGUCCACGAGGAACCACUCGAUCUGGGAGCCGCCAUACCUGCAGCGCCGCACUGGGGCGGAUUGAGUCCGCUGGGCACCAAGCUCAUACGCGAGAUGAACCGUCUGGGCAUGAUCAUCGACCUGGCCCACGUCCAUCCCGCGACAAUGCACGACGUGCUUGCGGGCAACCAAACCAAGGGGUUUCCCGGGAGCCAGGCGCCGGUCAUCUUCUCGCACUCGUCGGCGCACGCGCUGUGUCCUCACCCGCGCAACGUCCCGGACCACAUUCUCCCGCUGGUCAAGCAGACCGACUCGGUAGUCAUGGUGACGUUUGUGCCCGAGUUCAUCUCGUGCGUCAACGCCACCGUCCCGGACACCCUGCCGGCCUUCUACCCGGCCAACUCGACCCUCGCCUGGGUCGCCGACCACAUCAUGUACAUUGGCGGCAAGAUCGGGUUCGAGCACGUCGGCAUCGGCAGCGACUUUGACGGCACCCCGACCACGCCCAGCGGACUGCAGGACGUGACCAAGUUUCCCGACCUGUUGAAGGAGCUGUUGAGGCGCGGCCUGAGCGACGCCCAAGUCGAGGGCAUCACGGGUGGCAAUCUCCUUCGUGUGUGGAAGAGGGUCGAGGAGGUGGGAGUCGAGAUGCAGCGCGAGGGUGUCUUGCCGAUGGAAGACGACAUCUAG
Molecule: messenger RNA, 1392 nt
Organism: Fonsecaea nubica
Lineage: Eukaryota; Fungi; Ascomycota; Eurotiomycetes; Chaetothyriales; Herpotrichiellaceae
Exons: 4
Coding region: 1-1392 (463 amino acids)
Biological process (GO): proteolysis
Molecular function (GO): metallodipeptidase activity
Source: RefSeq, a predicted model, not a curated record